GGUGUCUCAGGCCCUGGCAAAACAGGAUCGCGGAUUCAUGGCGUCAGAGCAAGACUAUUAUGGUGCUCUGCUUCUGAAGAAAAUUACAUCGCUCCUGACACAAACAACGUUUAAAUCGCUGCAAAAGCUGGCCGCGUCACAGCUGAGACUAAACGCGCCGACGGUACACGACCUGACCACGGCGCUAUUGUUGGCACAGGAGACGGCGUUGCA
This is a messenger RNA of Amoebophrya sp. A25, 213 nucleotides long. The record is from the annotation of a GenBank genome assembly. Lineage: Eukaryota; Dinophyceae; Syndiniales; Amoebophryaceae.